AUGAGCCCCUCAAUGCCAGACAGGUUUGACUUCAUCGUCGUCGGCGCCGGUGCAGCAGGGGCGAUCCUCGCAGCUCGUCUGGCAAACAGCAAGCAUCGUCCUUCGGUCCUUCUCGUCGAGGCCGGCGGGAAAAACGACUCCAAGGAUGUUCGAGCGGACGCAGAAAGGUGGCUUCAUCGAAUGAUUCCUUCGCAGAAUUGGGGUUACAAGACUGCACCCAUCAAAGGCUUCGAUGGGAACAUCAUUGACUACGAUCGUGGCAAAGGGCUUGGGGGAAGCACUGCCAUCAAUUUCUCCGUCUGGACCGUCGGUCCAAAGGAUGACUAUGAUCAGAUCGCAAAUCUCGUGGGCGACGACGAAUGGAGCUGGAACAAUGCUCAGAAGAGAUACAAACGGCUCGAAUCUUUUCACGCGACGGCUCCGAAUGUACCAGGUGAUGCCAAGCGGUAUCUUAACCCUGACCCAAAAGACCAUGGGCACGACGGGCCUAUCAAGGUCGGCUUUCCACAGGUCUGGGAGCCUUCGUGCACGGCACUGAUGGACAUCUGGUAUGCCAACGGUACAAAGCCCAACCCCGACCAUAAUUCCGGAGACCCAAUCGGUCUUGCCGCCUGCGUUUCAACUGCAUACCAAGGGAUUAGAUCGACAUCCGCAGACGCGUUGGUGGGGGCACCCAGCAACCUACACGUCUUGGUUGACGCUGAGGUGGCUCAAGUGACUUUCGAUGGCACAAAGGCGACCGGGAUUAAGACGACUGGAGGGAAGGUUUUCCAAGCCGACAAAGAAGUCAUUUUGUCGUGUGGCGCCCUCGAUACACCAAGAAUUCUGAUGCAUUCCGGCAUUGGCCCCGUGGACGAGCUCAGCAGCUUCAACAUCCCCAUUUUGAAAGCCAAUGAUAACGUUGGGAGGCACCUCAAGGAUCAUCACCACAUCAUGAUCCCAUCUCUCCGAGCAGACCACACGAGUGAGAGGACCCGCUUUUAUAAAAACAAGGAACUUCAGGCUGCUGCCCGAGCCGCGUGGGAGAAAGACGGUACUGGGCCCUUGGCGGAAUACGGCUGCGCUCUGGGUAUUGCAUACCUGAAGCUGGAUAAAUUGUACGACAGCGCCGAGUUCCAAGCUCUACCAAAGGAAGAUCAAGAAAAACUGCGGAAGCCGACAGUUCCUCACUACGAGUUCAUCCUCAAUGGUGCAUGGCUUCCCAAUUUCAUCGACCCAGAAAACGCACAGGCCGGAACAACCGUGUUCGUGUUCGUCCUCAAUCAGAUGUCGACAGGCGCCGUCAGACUCCAGUCGUCCGAUCCCACGAAACCACUUAUCUUCGAUCCCAACUUCUUCUCCCACCCAUUUGACAGACGGGUGGCCGUGGAGGCUACACGAGAUGUUCUGAGGGUCCUGAAGAGCCCCGAGUUCCAAAAAGACACCCUGGCUAUCGACGGCCCCAAGAGUGAGUCUGAGGAUGAUAUCCUGGCCUUCUGGCGUGCGGGCAGCGGCUCAACAUGGCACAUGAUGGGGACUGCUCGGAUGGGCAAGGAUGAAGAGAAGGCCGUUGUGGACAACCACUUCAAGGUUUUUGGGGUGGAGAAUCUCAGAGUGGCUGAUAUGAGUGUCAUCCCCAUUGUUUCCAACAACCACACUCAAUCAACGGCGUAUCUUGUGGGGCUGACAGCAGCGGACAAGCUGGUUGAAGAAUAUGGACUUGAUGGGUAA
Fonsecaea nubica is the source of this 1710-nucleotide messenger RNA. RefSeq lists its product as hypothetical. The coding region runs from base 1 to 1710 and encodes 569 amino acids. Lineage: Eukaryota; Fungi; Ascomycota; Eurotiomycetes; Chaetothyriales; Herpotrichiellaceae. The record is from RefSeq and is a predicted model, not a curated record. The transcript has 2 exons. Gene Ontology annotation, molecular function: oxidoreductase activity, acting on CH-OH group of donors; flavin adenine dinucleotide binding.